AUGCUGCUUCUGCCACUUCUAUUGCUAGCAGUUGUCGUCCCAGGUGGUGACAAUGAAGACGCCUUCCAGGGGCCAACCUCUUACCAUGUUAUCCAGAUUUCGACCUUUGCCAAUAGCACCUGGGCACAAAAUCAAGGCUCAGGCUGGUUGGAUGAUUUUCAGAUUCAUGGCUGGGAUAGUGACUGGGGCACUUUUGCCAUUUGCCUGAAGCCCUGGUCCAAGGGCAACUUCAGUGAUGCGGAGUUGAUUGAGCUGGAGGACCUAUUCCGAGCCUACUUCAUUGGAUUCACUCAGGAAGUGCAGGACUAUGCUAGUAAAUUCCAGAUUGAAUACCCCUUUGUGAUCCAGGGCAUAGUAGGCUGUGAGCUGCAUUCUGGGAAGUCCAUAAGAAGCUUCUUGAGGGGAGCUUUAGGAGGACUGAAUUUCAUGAAAAUAAAGAAUCAUUCAUGUGUGCCUGCACCAGUGGGCAGCAGCAAGGCGCAGUGGUUUUGCACACUCAUUACUCAGUACCUGAUCUGGGGUACCAUAGUGAUGCUCCUCUCAGAAACCUGCCCUCGAUAUCUCCUGGGUGUCCUCGAUGCAGGGAAGGUGGAACUGCAGAGGCAAGUGAAGCCUGAGGCCUGGCUGUCCAGUGACCCCAGUCCUGGGCCUGGCCGUCUGUUGCUGGUGUGCCAUGUCUCUGGAUUCUACCCAAAACCCGUGUGGGUGACGUGGAUGAGGGGCGAGCGGGAGCAGUCUGGCACUCGGCAAGGAGAUCUUGAUAUUUUUGGCAAUAUCAGUGCCCUCCUUGGUCCUUUUGUUAUGUCUUGCAUUAUGGUUUUUGAGGCACUGGUCAUAUCAGACUAUCUUGUGAGCCCUCACCAUGUCUCCUUUUCCAUUUGGAAUAAGUAUCCAGGAGCCCAGAAGCUCAAGCUGUCAGCCCAGGAGUCAAUUUCAUCAUCUUCCAUCAAAUAA
Molecule: messenger RNA, 954 nt
Organism: Balaenoptera ricei (Rice's whale)
Lineage: Eukaryota; Metazoa; Chordata; Mammalia; Artiodactyla; Balaenopteridae
Product: T-cell surface glycoprotein CD1b-1-like
Biological process (GO): antigen processing and presentation, endogenous lipid antigen via MHC class Ib; immune response; antigen processing and presentation, exogenous lipid antigen via MHC class Ib
Cellular component (GO): external side of plasma membrane
Molecular function (GO): lipopeptide binding; exogenous lipid antigen binding; endogenous lipid antigen binding
Source: RefSeq, a predicted model, not a curated record